Drechmeria coniospora is the source of this 774-nucleotide messenger RNA. RefSeq lists its product as uncharacterized. The transcript has 4 exons. Lineage: Eukaryota; Fungi; Ascomycota; Sordariomycetes; Hypocreales; Ophiocordycipitaceae. The record is from RefSeq and is a predicted model, not a curated record. The coding region runs from base 1 to 774 and encodes 257 amino acids.
AUGGAUGAUGAUGGUGAUGAAGAUGCUCUUCCACCUUCUGGCUCACAUCAGCGCCGCUACACGCCACCGCGCGACGGCAUCGCAGCAGACGCCGCGGGGUUGUGUCUCAAUACCCAUGCUGACCCCUUGGAGCCUCCGACGUCGAAACGCUCGACGACAGGGGAGGACCUCGGCUCGUCGUACAGACUGAAAGUUUGCCUUUCCACGAGCUUUAAAGCGCCCUCGUCGGCCUCUCAGGUGCUCGCAACUCCAAUCAAAGUUGAGAGAUUCGACUCAAGUCAUUGUUCGGAACCCAUUUCUGUGCUCUGGACACGCACGAUUCGGAAUCGAGCAGCAGCCGCAACCGCAACCGCAACCGCAUCCGCAACCGCAACCGCAACCGAAAUCGCCACCGAAAUCGCUAGAGAUGCGCUUCCUCUCCGCCACCGUCACCGCUGCCCUCACCGCCCUUGCCGGCAUGGCCGCCUUGGCCGAGGGAGCACCGGGCGAAGUGAAGCCGUGCCCGACAGUGACGUCGACGUCGGCGUGCUCGACCUGCGUUCGUCCGUUCUGCGUGACGGAAUCGACCCUUACCUGUCGCUACGGGUGCCCGACACCCGUGCCGACCGUCGUCAACAAAUUUCCUUGCGGUGGACAUUGUCCGGGGGGCUGCAACACCUUUUACGUGCUGACCAACUGCGGAAAGCCGGGCCCGACGCCGACGGCAGCCUGAACCUGGCGGGGCCGUCUAUUCCACCCAAGGCCACCGACCAACUGAUGUGGGUGUAUCCAUGA